Coffea arabica (coffee) is the source of this 1572-nucleotide messenger RNA. RefSeq lists its product as uncharacterized. Lineage: Eukaryota; Viridiplantae; Streptophyta; Magnoliopsida; Gentianales; Rubiaceae. The record is from RefSeq and is a predicted model, not a curated record.
AUGGAGACUCGAAUGAGUCAAAUGGCAACUGUCAUUAAUCGCCUGAAGUCCCACGUCUAUGGAAAAUUGCCUUCGCAGCCUGAGGCAAACCCCAGAAAUGUAAGUGCCAUGACAUUAAGGAGUGGCAAAGAGGUGGAGGGGCCUAAGGCCACGAACCUGAAAAGUAAGAAUGAAAAGGAGAUGGAAGAAGAAGGAUGCAUCUGUGGCAACCCUGCGGUAACUCUUACUCCAUAUGUGCCCUUUAAAUCUAAUUUAUCCCCUUUUUCAUGCAGGUUAGAGAAGACGAAGAAGGCGAAAAAGGAGAAAGAGAUCCUGGACGUAUUUAGAAAGGUGGAGAUCAACAUCCCAUUGUUGGAAGCAAUCAAGCAAGUACCAAAGUACGCGAAAUUUCUCAAGGACCUGUGCACCCAUAAGAGAAAGUUGAGAGGGGAUGAAAGAAUAGUAAUGGGAGAAAGCGUAUCAGCCAUACUCCAAAGAAAGCUCCCACCCAAAUUUGGGGAUCCAAGUAUGUUCACGAUCCCUUGUAAGAUUGGAAAUACGCCGAUCAGGAAGGCCAUGUUGGAUUUAGGGGCGUCAAUCAAUGUGAUGCCAAAAACCAUUUAUACGUCUUUGAAUCUAGGGCCACUAAAAGAGACGGCCAUCAUAAUCCAACUAGCCGACCGCACUAAUGCCUACCCUGAGGGGCUAGUUGAGGAUGUCUUGGUUCAGGUAGAUGAAUUAGUCUUUCCUGCAGAUUUUUAUGUCCUGGACAUGGGGGAUGAAAAGUCGUUAAAUUCGUCGCCUAUCUUGUUAGGUAGACCGUUUCUUAGCACUGCCAGGACUAAGAUAGAUGUGAAUGAGGGUACUUUAUCAAUGGAAUUUGAUGGUGAAAGGGUACAUUUUAAUAUUUUUGAGGCGAUGAAGUAUCCAGAGGGUUCUAACUCAGUCUUUGCUUUGAUUGUUAUUGAGCUUCUUGUACAGGAAACUUUCGAGUUGGAUGGUAAAGACGCAUUGGAAGUGGCCCUGACAAAGCAUCUCGAGUUGGGAGUGACCCCUGAUGUGGACAUGAGGGAUAAGUUGCAUCGAGCAAUUGAACCUUUACAUUCACUUCCAACCAUUCAUCCAAGUUAUGGGCUCGCUUCCCUUUUUGUGCCAGAAACUCAUACAAGAUUAUUGCCAUCGGUGGUGCAGGCACCAGAGUUAGACCUUAAACCUCUCGCGAAACAUCUGAAGUACGCGUUCCUGGGAGACCGAGAAACACUACCGAUAAUCAUUUUUGCUCACCUGUCUCCAAGUCAAGAGGAAAGACUGGUGCGACUCCUUAGAGAUUAUAAAGAGGCAAUCGAGUUGAGCAUAGCAGAUAUCAAAGGGAUAAGCCCUUCGGUAUGCAUGCACCGGAUAAGACUCGAGAAUGAUGCAAAAGUGGUAAGGCAGGCACAGCGGAGGUUGAACCCCUUAAUGAUGGAGGUUGUGAAAAAAGAAAUACUCAAACUCCUGGAGGUGGGGAUCAUCUUCGCUAUCUCAGACAGUCCUUGGGUGAGCCCCAUUCAAGUGGUCCCGAAAAAGGCAGGGGUGACUGUAGAGGAGAACUAG